AUGAAAUUCUCCGCCAGUGCCUUGCUUUUAUUGGCUUCUACCACUGCCUCAUUAGCCAAGAACAUCUUGAUGUCCAACGAUGACGGCUGGGCAACCGCCAACAUCCGUGCCUUCUACUACAAAUUGAAAGAAGCUGGCCACAAUGUCUACAUCGUCGCUCCUGUCACCGAUAUGUCUGGUCACGGUGGUCAAUUCGACCUCCCAGAGUCCUCCACCUUGGAAACCGAUGGUGAGUACGGCUACCCCGCUGCAGGUGCUCCUAUGUACGGCCAUGAAGUUGACGAUGAUCACGUGUUCUAUUUCAACGGUACUCCUGCAUCCUGUGUUGCCUUUGCCUUUGACUACAUUCUUCCAACAUAUGCCGACAACAUCACCAUUGACAUGGUUGUAGCAGGAAAUAACUAUGCACAGAAUUAUGGGGGAUAUUUCUCUCUAUCAGGGACCAUGGGGGCCACCAUUGAAGCUGUGUACAGAGGAUACCCGGCUAUUGCAUUUUCUGCGUGGAGUUGGAACAACACUUUUUACAAAGACGGCUUAGAUUUGAACGACAACUUGUUGGAGUCCACCAUUGUGGCCGAGAAGGCAACCGAGUUGGUCAACCAGAUCUUCGAGUCCCAGGGUGAAAACCCAAGAGCUAUGGGGUUGGGUGUUGGUUUGAACGUUAAUUUCCCAGCUGUAGGUUACGACAACGAAAGCUGCACCAAUCCAAACUGGGUCUUCACCAGAAUUGCCGGCAGCGGUGCCAAGGGCGCCGAGUUGGUCUUUGACGAAAAGACUCAAACCGUGGGAUGGGCCGAUGACAGAUUGGAAGAAGGUAUGCAACCAUGCUACAACGGUGACUGCACUUUGCCAACCGAAAAUUUCAUCCUCGGACAAAACUUGUGUAACGCUACCAUUUCUGCCUUCUCCGUCGACUGGGAUGCCAACUUGGUCUUGACCGAACAAGCCAAGGCUUUGGUCCAACCACUUUUGGGUUGA
Messenger RNA from Candida tropicalis MYA-3404, 978 nucleotides. Its product is annotated as 5'/3'-nucleotidase SurE. The transcript has a single exon. Lineage: Eukaryota; Fungi; Ascomycota; Pichiomycetes; Serinales; Debaryomycetaceae. The coding region runs from base 1 to 978 and encodes 325 amino acids. The record is from RefSeq and is a predicted model, not a curated record. Gene Ontology annotation, molecular function: nucleotidase activity.